AUGAAAGGCUUGGUGAGUACUAGGGCGGAUUCGAACCUCCGAUCGAUCGUGCAAGAAGCGGAGCCUAACCGCUACACUACACCCGCCCAUGUGCGAUUUCGUAUUACUCUGCCGUUAAACGUUAAAGGAACACUUUAUCGAAGCCACUUUCUCCGUCAUUACCACGACUACCAUAUCUGUCCAUACAAAAUCAUUGCUUUUAAAAUGAACUGCAUCCCAUCAGCAGCAGAAAUCGUUAGACGGCCACCAUGGAUUGCUGCGCAUUGUUUACAGACGCUGUUAUCAUUGGCUACUCUGCUACUGUCUUUUAAAUUCGUUUACGAUCUCGUUAACAGUAUAUUAUACACGGACUCCUGCAAGCUGAGUUUGAAGACAUCAGACUGUGCUAUUCCUAACUUCAUUAUCAUGCUUUGCAUUGUUGGAAUGGUUAUAUGCCAAAAUGCUUUGUGGAUUGAUCGAUUCGCUGCAACUAUAUUCGCAAAAUUCCAUCGGCAACAUUGCAAACAGUUUGGAUUCGUUCUCUGUUUUGCAGUGACAUCAAUGGCGUUUCUUGUGCCGUUUCUAAUAUUACGCCAUGAUCCAUACAACGAUUUGGUAUUAACAUGCAUGAUGACGCCAGCUGGAAGUGCUACUGAGAUCAAUCACCUUUUCUACUCAUUUAUUGUGCUAAACCUUUUAUCUGUUGCUGCCAACAUCUUUCUCCAUUUAAUCAACCGACGAAAGGAAAAAAGAUUAAGAUUUAAUGUGACGAAACGAUUUCAAGCGUUCGAAAAUGCGCUCGUUACGAAAUGGGUCGGAAUGGUUGUUUGGGUGCAGUUCGUAUUCAUGACCGCCUACUCAUUGGCUAUGUUUCUAAUUAGAUCGCAUGGAGAAAAUCUGCCUGAACCUACGAAACUAGUGCUAAGAAUCUGGUUUUAUCUGGUCCCAUUCUCCACAGUUUCAUUACCGUUAAUUUCGCUGUUUGCUCUCCGACUGUGCACAACGACGCGAAUAGCAUCAAUUACACGGAUGACAAGUCAAAAAGCAGACCACAGCACGUACAUGAAUCACUUGAUGGAAAUGUGGAGUUGA
Molecule: messenger RNA, 1071 nt
Organism: Necator americanus (New World hookworm)
Lineage: Eukaryota; Metazoa; Nematoda; Chromadorea; Rhabditida; Ancylostomatidae
Exons: 7
Coding region: 1-1071 (356 amino acids)
Biological process (GO): sensory perception of chemical stimulus; detection of chemical stimulus involved in sensory perception
Cellular component (GO): membrane
Molecular function (GO): G protein-coupled receptor activity; olfactory receptor activity
Source: RefSeq, a predicted model, not a curated record